Sardina pilchardus (European sardine) is the source of this 1481-nucleotide messenger RNA. RefSeq lists its product as uncharacterized. The transcript is spliced from 13 exons. The coding region runs from base 65 to 1459 and encodes 464 amino acids. Lineage: Eukaryota; Metazoa; Chordata; Actinopteri; Clupeiformes; Clupeidae. The record is from RefSeq and is a predicted model, not a curated record.
CCUCCCCCAGCACAGAAGUGAAACUCACUUGCACUCAGGCAUCAACAGCAUCCAACUCUUGAAAAUGUCAAAAUUAAAAGUGUCAAACACCACGGUUUACACGCAGGGAGAAGAAGUGAGAAGUGGCUACCUGUACAAAUCCCCUCCACCUAUUCCUCUGAUUUCAAUGAAAUCACAGAAAUCUUGGAAACGUCGUUUUUUUGUGCUCUUCAAGACGAGCGAGGGUGUUUACACCCUCAAGUACUUCAGAAGUGAGAAGAAGAAUAAAGCCCUGGGAGAGAUAGACUUGUCAGAAAUCAAUACGCUGCUCUUCUGCCCUGAGAGCCCCAGUAUGUGGGGAUGUAUUCACAAAAUGUUCAGGUGCCCAGCCUCUUGUGUGCUCCUACUGCGUACCAACAGCCGAGACUAUUUCCUCGUUGGAGAGAACAGCUGGGACACCAAUGGCUGGUUUGAUGCCCUUUACAACAUUCUGCAAGGUCAAAAUCAGGUCAGGUAUCAGGAUGUGGAUGUGGGGAAACCCAGAACCUGCUCCGCCCCUCCAGUGCCUAGGACUGAGCAAACUCAUCAGGCCUCUGAUAGAGAAGCCAAGUCAAAGUCAAUGCCAUUGCCACCACUAAGUCAGCCAGUAAAUAGACCCGUCUGUCUGCUGCCUCCGUAUCCACCCAACACUCAAGCCUCCCUGAUUGAGGCCACAGGCCCAUCUGCAGCUGAGGAGCCCAUUCAUGCUGUUUCAUCAAGUCUGCCUGUCAAACCAGCACAACAGACCUAUGACAAAAAAGUCAGGCCAAAGUCGAUGCCAUUGCCACCACCAAGUCUGCCAAGAGAGACAAACCCAGCACGUCUCUACGCUGUUCAUGAGAACUGGCCUUUUAAGGCACCACCACAGGUACCAAAGAGUGACGAGAAUGAGGAGGGCGCCGACUGCGGUGUGUACCAGGACAUGGCUACAUUGUGCAAUGUAAUGAAGGCAGAGGACAAGGAGCCUUCCGAGGAGUCAAUGCCAUUGCCACCACCAAGUCUGCCAAGAGACACAAACCCAACACAUUUCUACGCUGUUCAAGAGAAUUGGCCUUUUAAAGCACCGCCACAGAUACCAAAGCUUGAUCAGACAAUAAAGGAUGCUUUGGCAGAGCCGGACACGCUCAGUGAUGAGGAGGACUUUCCAGCCAGUGCUCCAGAACAGGACAACACACAACAAAACCCCAUAAGAAUUGAGACUAGUAGCCACACAAAAAAACGUAAAACAAACACAGCUGACAACAUUGAAAAACAGAAAUUGGACAUUUUAAAAGAUAUGGCAACAGCCAUUCAAAAACAAGAUAGCGAUAGGACCUUUGGCGUCCAAAUCGCUGAGGAACUAAAGCUGAUAAAAAAUCCGAUCAUCAAAACCAGGCUAAAAAGAAAAUUAAUGAAUGAUAUUUAUGAGGCACAGGAAUGUGAUUUGAUGAUAUUAUUGUAAUUGUUAUUACUAACUAAAACAA